Rotaria sp. Silwood1 is the source of this 762-nucleotide messenger RNA. Lineage: Eukaryota; Metazoa; Rotifera; Eurotatoria; Philodinida; Philodinidae. The record is from the annotation of a GenBank genome assembly.
AUGCCUGAAGAAAUUAUAAAUUUAAAUGCUAUAGCAAUCUCUCGUCAACCACUUAAUGCUUCUCUUGCUCCGGCUGAGGUAACUUUCAAUCAAGUACAUUCUAUUUUGUAUGGAAAUCCAUCAUCAAGCUUAAUUUAUCAAUAUGGACGAAAGUAUUUCAACAAGACAUUUGAUCGAUCAUAUCCACAUACUCAGCUUACAACAAAUAUUUUUAAGUUAAUCAUAGAAAAACUAGAUCCAACUUUAAAACCCCAAUUUAUUGUUGAAGUUGGCUCAUUCACAGGAAAUUCUGCUACAAUUAUGGGUAAUGUCUUGAAGAAUGCAUAUCCACGAGCCUUUCUUCUAUGCAUUGAUACUUGGCUUGGAGAUUUAAAUAUGUGGGUAAAUAAAGUUGUUUGGAAACAUUUGUCAGUUACUGAAGAUGGUCGACCUACUGUCUACUAUCAGUUUCUUGCUAAUAUUAUUCAACAAAAUCUUACGAAUGUAAUUUUACCUGUUUCAAUGUCAUCAAUAAUUGGUGCACGUUUUCUUCAAACAUAUCAAUUUCGUCCACAACUUAUUUAUCUUGAUUCAGCACAUGAACAAGGUGAAACAUUAAUUGAAUUAGCUUUAUAUUGGAAUAUAUUACGAUCUGGUGGUAUUCUUUUUGGAGACGAUUUUUCAUGGUUAUCAGUACGUUGUGAUCUGAAAAAAUUCGCAUAUAUGCGUCGUCUAACAAUCGAACAUCUUAAUGGUACAUGGCUUUUGAAAAAGUCAUUAUAA